Geodia barretti is the source of this 1257-nucleotide messenger RNA. The record is from the annotation of a GenBank genome assembly. Lineage: Eukaryota; Metazoa; Porifera; Demospongiae; Tetractinellida; Geodiidae.
AUGCCCACGUUUCAAGCCCCACGCGGCACCGCUGACCGCCUCCCGGCAGAGCAGAAAUACUGGCGGUACUUAGAAGACAAGGCCGUCAGUGUGGCGCGCCGUUUUGGUUACGGUCGGAUUGACAGUCCCAUGUUCGAGGACGCCAGGCUGUUCGUUCGGGGCAUUGGUGAAGGCACCGAUAUUGUUGAAAAAGAGAUGUACGUGUUUGAGGACCGCGGCGGUGACUUGGUGACGCUGCGGGCCGAGGGCACCGCGCCCGUCUGCCGCGCGUACCUUCAGCACGGGAUGCACAAUCAAACGCAGCCGGUUCGAAUGUAUUACCUGUGCCCGGUGUUCAGAUACGAACGCCCCCAGGCCGGCCGUUUUCGGCAGCACCAUCAGUUUGGCGUCGAAGCCAUCGGUGACGGCGAUCCGUCCGUCGAUGCGGAGGUCAUCGAGGUGGCGUGGACAUUUGUUCACGACAUUGGCCUGUCCGACGUGACGUUGGUGACCAACAGCAUCGGCGACGAGCAGUGCCGCCCACAAUACAUCGCCGCACUGAAAAACUAUUUCGACAACAUGCAGGGGCACCUUUGCCAGGAUUGCCGAACGCGCCUGGAGCGCAAUCCCCUGCGGCUGCUGGACUGCAAGGUUGGAACCUGCCGGGCGCUGGGUGAAGACGCCCCGAAAUCGGUCGAGUGCCUGUGCGCCGAUUGCCAGUUACACUGGGAUCGGGUGCGAAGUUACCUGGCGGCCAACGGUAUCGUGCAUCGGGUGGACCAUCGGCUGGUUAGAGGGCUGGACUACUACACCCGCACUGUUUUCGAAAUACAGCCGGCGAUCGAGGGUGCGCAGUCAACGAUAUGCGGCGGUGGCAGGUACGAUGGCUUGAUCGAACAACUGGGUGGUCGCCCUACGCCCGGGAUCGGUUUCGGCAGUGGGAUCGAGCGGCUAACGUUGAACCUGCAGCGGGCCGAAAUUUCGGUACCCGACGAACCAGCGCCGCGUUAUCUGAUCGCUACUAUUGGCGAUGACGCCAGAGUAGCUGGCGUGCAUCUGGCCCACCAGAUGCGAAAUGCCGGAGUUGGAGCCAUAUUGGCCAACGGUGGCCGGGCUUUGCGCGGACAGAUGCGCCAGGCCAGCGCGCUUGGUGUCGAAAUGGUGUUGAUUUUGGGCGAGGAUGAAGUUCGCGAUGGCACGGUGGCGGUGCGGGACAUGAACACGUCCAACCAACAGACCCAAAAUGUUGGCGAGUUUCUGUCCCAGAUCUCCGGUUGA